Messenger RNA from Plectropomus leopardus (leopard coralgrouper), 2773 nucleotides. It is a transcript of the gene ypel1, whose product is annotated as yippee-like 1. The record is from RefSeq and is a predicted model, not a curated record. Lineage: Eukaryota; Metazoa; Chordata; Actinopteri; Perciformes; Serranidae.
CUGUCCUGCUGCUGGUGUCGGAGAGCUAAAGGUACAUAGAGGUUAAAACCCUCCAAAGAGCCGCGAGCCGCUCCACCAUGCACGCACUCUGACCCGCAUCACGGAUGGGACUCCACUCAGACCGGACCUACGGAGAUAUCCCGCACGUUUCACGGUUUCACGCGCAAAGUGUUUGGCUCAGUGAAGAUCCGCCGAGGAGACUGAUGUUUUUGGAGACUUUUUUUCUUUAAUGGCCCGAGCUAGACAGGCUGCUGCUACCUUUAUGGGACGGUGAAGGCGUCUCUGUUUUUCUUUUUAUGUUUUAUUCCAACAUCCAGACUCCUGCAGCUCCAGCGGAGGAAGAGAUUUCUUCACCGGGUUGUUUUGGUUUCCGAGGGGGGGAAGGCGAAGUGUUUUUGGGGUUUGAUUUUCUCCUGUGGUGUCUGUGUGGAGCGUGCCACACACCCACUCCACAACAACGACGGCUUUUGCUUGCAUCUUCCAGUGUUUCUUCUGUCAGCAAGUCCAGCAGAGCUGCAACUCUUCCAGUGCCAGCCCUGACACCAGCGAGGAGCCCUGCCCCACUGACAUGGUGAAGAUGACCAAGUCAAAGACCUUCCAGGCUUACCUGCCGAGCUGCCACCGCACCUACAGCUGCAUCCACUGCCGGGCGCACCUGGCCAACCACGACGAGCUCAUCUCAAAGUCAUUUCAAGGCAGUCAAGGAAGAGCCUACCUGUUUAAUUCAGUGGUGAAUGUCGGCUGCGGGCCAGCUGAGGAGCGGGUACUCCUCACGGGUUUACAUGCUGUGGCUGAUAUCUACUGUGAAAACUGUAAAACCACCCUGGGUUGGAAAUAUGAACACGCAUUUGAGAGCAGUCAAAAGUACAAAGAGGGAAAGUUCAUCAUCGAGCUGGCUCACAUGAUCAAGGACAACGGAUGGGAGUGACGCUCCUUUUUUUUCUUUCUCUGACCUUGGAAUGCUCUUUAUUGAACUGCGAGGAGCGACAACCAUCGACCACCCUGACCCCUCCUCCCCAGAACCCCCUCUACAAAAAAAACUAAAAAAACCUCCACAACCCGCUCGCCUCCUUCACGUGCACACACACACACACACACACAAACACACACACACACACACACACCCGCUCAUCGUGAAACUGAACAGAACAAAUGACUUUAAAAAAAAAAAAAACGAGGAAGUGGAGCAACUGUUGAAAAAUCACUUCACAGGAGUCGUUAAAGAUUGUGUGUUCUCCUUCGCAGCGCCGGACCUUUUCAGGUUUGAUCCACCCGCUCACUCUCACCCCUUUCCCCCACCGAACCACGCUUACAAGUGAUUGUGGUGAUAAUGGCGACCACUAUGCGAACAGAGAUAGACUUCACCGAGGGGACAUUUUCUUUAUUUGGCCCGCCGAGCGAGAUGGACGAUGAUUAUUUUAAUGUUAUUUGCUCUAGUUUUUAACUUCUGGUUUGGUAAGGUUUUUUGGUUUGAUGGCAGAUGGAUGUUACUGGUUAGCAUUUUAUUUCCUUGUCAAGUCUGUCAUCUUUGUUUUAGUUGUUUUUAUUUUUAUUUUUCGGCCUGUUGUAUCUCUGCCUAUAGCUGAGCAUGCUUUUCUUUGCUAAUGUCCAAAUGAGCAAUCAGGGACGGGUGAGGAACGGAGGGGAAAGGGAGUUUAUUGUAGUUACAAAUAUGUAGCAGCAUCUUGCUUUUUUUUUUUUUUUUUUUUAAGUGGCAAAGGAUGGGAUUGCAGUAGUGUGGGAUUUUAUUCCUAUUUUUUUCCUAGUUUUUAUCUUUUAUUUCUUUCUUAUGAAUAUUUUUAAUAUCCCCCCCCUUUCUGGUACUUUUCAGCACCCAAAAUACAUUAGAAGCAGCACCUAUUUGUUGGGCAUAAAUGGUUAUAUAUAUACAUUUUAUUAUAUAUAUAUAUAUACAUAUAAAUAUAUACAUAUAUAGAUAUAUAAAUAUUUGUAGUGUUUGGAUAAGUGCGAUUGUGGCUGGUCCCAUUUUGCAGCAGUACCAUGAUAUAAAAAGGAGCAGAAAUACUUCUAGACCGGAGAACCUGACAUCAGUGGCCACAUGUCAUAAAGCAUCAGGGCAGACUGUAUUAUUCCAUUGUCUAGUAAUGAAACAAUAAGAGACACAUAUGAAUAUAUAUACACACAUGAUGACAUAUCCAUAAAUACUAUGAAAAUCUUCGUAGUACGUAGAUAUUGGAACAUGGAUUCUGAAUUUAUAUUUGCCGUCAUGCACAUAUGUAUAUAUGCAUAUGACCGUGUGUAUAUAUGCAUUGUGUGUGUGUGUGAGUGUGUGUGGUCACGCAUUACACAGUGACAUACUUGAACGAUGCUACUUCGUUUGCACUUUGCAGAGGCCUUUGGUUCAUCGCAGUUUAGAGGCAAACGUUCAACUCUUAGUUUUUGUUUUUUUAAAAUGGCCUUCUCACAGACAGAUUGUUGCGGACGGAAAGAAAGUUUGACCUGGACGGUUGGAGGGGUUUUCGUCGUUUCUCUUAAGAUGCUUCUUAAUCAUUUGAAUUAACCCUUGAAACUGAUUAAAUUAACUCCUGAAACCUGGAGCAACAUCAAUUUUCUUGUGCCCUGUGCACACACUUUACCAAGUAUUUAAACAUUCGAAUUCUGAGGAAAAUAUCUUGAUUUCUUUUAAAAAUAUGAGAAAAAAGGCAAUGAGCAACUUGGCGAGAAGUCACCUACAAAUUACAAGCAACUGUUUUUAGAAAAGCUAGGGGAAUGUGUCCAGUAAACUAUAUUUAUAAUUAUCUUAGUUAUGUAU